Molecule: messenger RNA, 1029 nt
Organism: Phytomonas sp. Hart1
Lineage: Eukaryota; Euglenozoa; Kinetoplastea; Trypanosomatida; Trypanosomatidae
Source: the annotation of a GenBank genome assembly
AUGCCUCAUUCCACUCGAUUUCUCAUCCCGAACGCGUGGGAUCCCACCGAGGUUGACAAACCCCCUCAAAGCCCGGGCCGGAGGUCCCUUUUGGGGUCCCCCCAGGCCCCCGACCCGAACGCGGCGACGGAGCCGUGGGGGCCGAACUCAGACCUCUCCUUCAGCCUCACCAGCAGCAACGCGACGCCGCUGCACGCGAGCACGGGGAAGAGUAAACGUAAAGGGAAAAGGGAGGCCCGAGAUGGGCCCGAAAAGGAUCGGGCCGAACAAAACAGGAAAGACUACACACAUAAAGAACAAACAGGGAUGCGAACGCCAUCAGGCAUAGGUAGGACAUCCACACCACUUGGGCGAUCGCGAUGGCGGGAGGCGGGGGGGAGAGAAUCCCAUCGUCAAAGUAGUCAUCCCCAGCGUGCGGGGGCCUCCGGGAACCCGUCCUGGCCCUCGGGGCGAUUUUCCCUGAUUUUGUGCUCGCCUAAAUCCCCACGGACGCCCUUGGGAGUCCGCGCCGGGUCCUCGCCGAUGGCCCUCGCGAACGAGCGGCGGUCGGGCAGGACCGCGGCGGUGCGGGAAUCGCGCAAACUCUUCUCGACAGACCACAGCGGGGAGGAGUGGGAGAUCCGGCGGCGGCGUCGCGCCGGAUUGAAAACAGCGUCGGCGGGCCCAUCUCCAGCCCCCGCGCGCAUGGGAUCCCCCCCUUCGGGCGCGGUAGAUCAAACGGCGGGGUGGUUUGAGAAGAUUUGCCCCUACCCCGCGCGGAAUCCGACCUCGGUGGUAAAAAAGAACUUGGAAAGAAGCACCGUUGCCUUUGCGAAGUACCACAGUGUUUGCCAGCAGCUCGCCGAAGCCUCCGAUCAAAUUAGGUUUCUUCAAGAUGCCCUGCGCAAGGCCCACGAGGAGGCAGAGCGGCGCUUGAUAAAUUUGAAAGAAGCCUUUGCGGAAAAAGAACUUACGUUGCGAGAGGAGAUCCGGCUCUUGCGAAGGGAUAUUCCCGCAGAGUCAGCCUUUUUGUGUAGGAAAUUCUUAUAA